Rodentolepis nana is the source of this 1758-nucleotide messenger RNA. The record is from the annotation of a GenBank genome assembly. Lineage: Eukaryota; Metazoa; Platyhelminthes; Cestoda; Cyclophyllidea; Hymenolepididae.
AUGGCUAAGGAGAUGAAAGAAUCAAGUGAAAUGGAAGUGCCUUCUCUGGUGGAUCUCUGUGUGGAGAAUGUUGUGGAACAAUUCGACACGUUGGUUACCAAGUGCUCGGAUUGCGAGGAACCAAAGUUCAUUUGGCGUUUCCUACAUCCAGGUUGCCGAAUCCCACCAAAUGCAGCCAUCACAAUUCUAGCGAGACUCCAGUGUCGUCACAUUUUUAAACGUGAACAUCUCACUCUCUUUUCAAAGCACUAUGUCAACUUGCACGCCUUUUUCCUUAUUAAUCUCAAUCUGACACCGUCGAUGCUUUCAAUUUUGCGCGAUUUUACUCUUUACGAUAUUUCUGUUGGUAUACUGAGUGGCAUCAGUCUGAACGAUUUCGUAAGCACUCUCAACAGGAGUACCUUUGAAUGGCUUCAUACACUGGAUCUAGGUGACCUCGCAAUAGGUGACAAAGAAACAAAAUGCGCGUCACUGACUGCUUUGAGUCAACUGACCAAUUUACAAAGCCUCAGUAUCACUGAUAUGGCUUUGAAUUCCAAAGAUCUUGCUCUCUUGAUAACACCACUCACACGACUUGAAUUCCUUGAUAUCUCGGAGACAAAGGUCACUGACAUCCGCUGCUUGAGCGAAUUGCGCAACACUCUUAAGGAACUUGUUAUGCGCAAGCUUAGACUACAAACUAGGCGAUCUUUCGACCUCAGUAUCACUGAUAUGGCUUUGAAUUCCAAAGAUCUUGCUCUCUUGAUAACACCACUCACACGACUUGAAUUCCUUGAUAUCUCGGAGACAAAGGUCACUGACAUCCGCUGCUUGAGCGAAUUGCGCAACACUCUUAAGGAACUUGUUAUGCGCAAGCUUAGACUACAAACUAGGCGAUCUUUCGAGUGGCUGCUUUCGACAAUUCUGGAACUGAGCGAACUACGUUUCCUCGAUGUGGCUAUGUUUCCUUUUCCGUUGCAGUGGCGACUUCAUGAAAUUGAGCAGUUGAUUGGACCCGCCAGUCUCCCCCACCUGAAGCACUUGGAAAUGUGUGGAAACUCUUUCAAUUUAACAAUCAGUGAUCUUCAAACUCUGGCCAAGAACAAACCAAAUUUGGAAUUUCUCGGUUUAGCAAUGUGGAACAAGGCAACGCUGCACGAAAGUUGGGAAAUCGAGAAUCUGUCGAUUGAGCAUCCUGACAUCAAGAUAUGCGGUGGAAUACACGAAGGCCAAAUAAUGAAGAUGCUGGAACAUUAUGAGACAGAUUUUGAAAUUGCCGAUCCUAUAUUGGAUGAAAUGGAAUGGGCAAUGAGUGUUGGCACAGUCUACUCUCACCACUUCUAUGAGUUCCUAGUCAACAGAAUGGAAGGCUCACGGGAGUUGGUGAAUAUAAUCAGUUCAGCGGAUAUUUAUGUUGCAUGGGUGAUGACACAGGGUGAGAGAUCGCAGAACAUUCCAAGAGAGCUUCUUCAGAGAAUGCUCAAUUGCGCACUCACUCUGAUCGAGGAAGAGGAGCUGGAUUUCGACGACGAUGAAGACACCAUGGAAGAAAGUGAUGAGGAUGAGGAUGAGGAAGAGGAAGACGUGGACGAUGACGAUGACGAAGAAGAGGAAGAAGAAGCAGGAGAGGUUGAACUUGGUGAUGGUGAAGGCACUGGAAAUGAGACAGUUAACACAGAGGAUGUUAAUGGUAUAUACGGCAAUGAUGACAAUAACGAUGAUAGUGGUGGCGAAGAAGGAGCAGGAGAUGGAGGAGAUGAGGGAGAGGAAGGAGAAGGA